This is a messenger RNA of Dendroctonus ponderosae (mountain pine beetle), 1189 nucleotides long. RefSeq names its product retinaldehyde-binding protein 1. The coding region runs from base 260 to 1111 and encodes 283 amino acids. The transcript has 5 exons. Gene Ontology annotation, cellular component: membrane. Lineage: Eukaryota; Metazoa; Arthropoda; Insecta; Coleoptera; Curculionidae. The record is from RefSeq and is a predicted model, not a curated record. Gene Ontology annotation, molecular function: phosphatidylinositol bisphosphate binding.
AUCUGUGGUUAGUUUGCUGUGUGUUUUUCGGUAUGGCCAAUAGGGUUUUCAAGAAGACUAAUAACUAAUAGAAAUUCAAUGGAAAUUGAUCAAUAAACGCAGUCUAGCUGCAGCGUGCAAACGUGCCCGUCUCCUUGCCCUUGCAUAUUGAAAGGGAAAGGAGCGUCACAAAGUGAAAUGUUUGAACUGCUAGAUUGAUUUUUCAUUGUUAUGGUUAAGGUUCGAUUGAAUAUUGUUCUGAACAUAUGGCAGGGAAACUAUGGCAAGUCCAAUGGUGGAAUAUAACUUCAAAGCGGAAGAUCUGGUGAAGGCGGGCAGAACGAGCAGGUACAACAUCGACGGCAUCAGACAGUGGUUGGACCUUUUGCCGACGAUACCGCCCUUAUGUGAUGAGCAGAUUGCGAUUUUUCUGAUCGCCUGCAAAAACGACACUGAAGCGACCAAAAACUGCAUUCUGUGCUUUUUCAAAUAUAAGGCGGCAGCGCCGGAAAUAUUCGCCAAUCGCCAGGUGGAAAGUGAUGAGCUGACCCAAGUGCGCAACACCACAAAUUUAGCAAUCAUUCCUCAACGAACCAAAGAGAACUACGCCGUUUUAGUGGGCGUGCUUAAAGACACCAGUUACUCCAGCUUCUUCGUGGAUCCUCAAGUGAAGCUGCUCUACCUGCUGGUGGAAUUGAUGCUGCAAGACAAUCCCCCGGAUGGACUGGUGGUAGUUCUCAAUUUGAAGGGCGUGGGACUGAUGCACAUAACGAGACUGAAAAUCAGCACCGUGAAGAAAUUCUUCCAGUUCUUGCAGGAGGCGAUGCCGACGCAAUUGAAGCAAAUUCAUAUUAUCAAUUCAUCGUACGUCUUCGAUAAGAUCCUGAUGGUGCUGAAACCUUUCAUGAAUCGGGAUCUUUUCGAUAUGAUUGUUCCCCAUUCAAGCAGUGACGACAUGGAUGCCUUCUAUGCAAAUCACCUAUCCAGAGAUCUUCUACCAGCCGACCUCGGUGGCGAUCUUCCCAAUAUCGAUCAAUUGACCGAAGAAACGCUUUAUCAGUGUCGGAAGAGCAGCUCCUACCUCAACUCGUACGAGCGCCAAAUUGAAGAGUACCAAGAAAACAGCAGCUAGAAGAAACUACAUUCUUGUUCACAUUUCUCAACGUGGGUCAUUGCUGCAAUAAAAAGAGUUUGUUGCAAUUGUUGCCCA